This is a messenger RNA of Lodderomyces orthopsilosis Co 90-125, 1731 nucleotides long. RefSeq lists its product as uncharacterized. The transcript has a single exon. The coding region runs from base 1 to 1731 and encodes 576 amino acids. Lineage: Eukaryota; Fungi; Ascomycota; Pichiomycetes; Serinales; Debaryomycetaceae. The record is from RefSeq and is a predicted model, not a curated record.
AUGAUGCACCUAGACCAAUCCUUUAUCAAUUUGUUCUACGUGGAAGCACUUCUUUCCAUUGUAUUCAUAGCAUCCGUCAUACUAAUUUGUCUCAAUUUAAAAUCCCCUUCCAUUAAUCGCAAUAAUCACAUUAGCCCCGAGAAGGAAAAACUUAAUUCAAUUGAACUACGGAGUCUCCAAUCAUCGGAUAUACUAAAUGUGAUAACCAACCCUAGCUGUCCUAUAGUGGUAUCAUUCGAAUUGAACCAUACAGUCACUGCGUGGAUACCGAGCUCAAGCGAAAAACAUGUUCUAGUGACAGAUAUGUGGCCCGUAAACCACAUCGCCAUCAGUGAUGAUGGAGUAUACAUCAUCUUGAUCUGUUUCAAUAAGCAAUCAAUCUACUGUUAUGAAAAUUUCCAAUUAAAAUGGACACAACAACAUCCCAGCAUUAACAGAAACUCAAAAGUGUUGGAGUCAUUCUUUAGACAUAAAACCGUCCCAGGAUUUUUGGCUAGAAAGUUGUUAAGGGCUAAACGUGGAAGCUCAAGCUCGCUAGCAACCGAUUCGCAUAGCGCUAUUAUUCGUUGCCCUGACUCGUCAAUACUAACAACUACCCAGCCAACGCCGUUUGUUACUCCACCUUCCCCUUCAGCUCGAACCAAACCAGCUGCAACAGUAAAACAUGAACACAUUCCUGAAGAUUUUGUGCUAGUACUCAACAAUGGUACAGUGUUGGUUUUCUCUGCCGAUGAUGGCUCUUUGCAUGAGCAGAACUUUGAACCAUUUUCUGCUGCUGCCAAAGUUAAAACACCAAGGGUCAAUGAUAAAAUUAUUUGUCAAAAGACCACUGGGGAGUUCAUCAUUGGUAUUGUGGUUAAUAACAACUUUGUUUUUCGAGAAUUCCCCAUCAAAGUGUUUUCUCGUGGGACGUACGUAGCCACUACAAUGAAGCAAUCUCAUAGACUUAAUACUUCUGUUAUCAUUCCCAUUGAGUUUAUUGGUAUGGUUGUAUCUGUUUGUGACUUUACAGCAAGUUUGAUAGAUGUUCAAACAGGUAUUGUAUUGAAAACAUUCAACAUUGGACAUUUUAAACCAGGUACAUUUAAAGUUGCCCACUCACAGCCAACCCAUUGUAAAUUCUGUGGUUGUGUGUCAGUAACCUCAUUGUCAUUGGUGUAUGAAGAUGACUCGGGCAUUUUAAUUGUUCACACGUUUAAGAUUGACCUGCAAAGAUCAAAAAAUAGCAUCUGCCUUCGUGCUGAAAGAGAUCCACGAGAGAUUAGAUGUCUUGGUUUCAGUGCAGUUUGUGAAAGUCAGUAUUGGUAUGAAGAUAUAAAGUGUUGGCAGGUCAGUGAUGUGAAUAUGAUUAUAGGGUUUGAGAAAGUCCAUUGUCAAGAGAAAUCAUCAUCGACAAAGACAAAUAUAUCAUCCUCAGUUUUUGAAAAUCAAGGGCUAAAUUCACUUCGUCAACGAAACGCCAAGGCAAAUUCCACCACAAGGGAAUCAUAUGAAGGUUUUAUUAUCUCUUUGAGCGAUGGGAAAAAAACUGCUUACCCAUUACAUCUACAAUCGAAUGUCCAUAUUGUCUCAACAGCCAAAUACGGAUUUAAAUCAAUCCUCGUUAAUUUCGGGUAUUGUUUCAAAAUUUUCUAUCAAGGGAAUAACAAGUUGAUUGAAAAUGAUUUAUACUACAGCAACAACAACACCAAUAGUUUAUCAUUCAUCAACAAGAGACGAAAUAUGAAGUAG